UGCCUCGAAGGAGUUCAUGGACACUCGGCGUUUGGUUACACAUGCUUAUAUGUCUCACAAGGCUGGGUUGAGAGCAGAGCACCUGGGUCUUCACAAAGCAAUUUGUGUUUUGUUGGGAUGGAGCACUGUUGUUCCUGAUGAGACAAUUACGUGGGCUCCCCAGAUACUGCCCAAGUCAGAUGCUUUAGCCCAGAAGGAGGAUUUAAUUAUUUGGCCUCCUGUCAUUAUCAUCCACAACAUUUCUUUUUGGGACAAUGAUCCUGAGAAAUGGAAGGUUGUAACCGUUGAUGCACUUGAAGCCUUUAUAAGAGGAAAGGGUUUGAUCAAGGGACGAAUCAAAGUUUGCCUAGGGAAGCCUGCUGACCUAAGUAUCAUGGUGGUAAAGUUUUUGGGGAUUUUUACUGGACUAGGAGAUGCAGAGAAGCUUCACAAGUUCUUCAUGGAAUGUAAGCGUGGGAGAGUAGAAUUCGAGUUAGCUACUUCGAACAAUGGCACAGUCAGCAUUAAUGGCGAAACAGGGAUUGAAGGAGGAAAGUUGGAGGAAAAUAUCUUAUAUGGGUACCUUGGGGUUUCAGAAGACUUGGACAAAGUAGAUUUUACUUCCAGGAACACUAGUUUGAUAAAGAGCAAAAUGGAGAUUCUGGACCUAGCAAAUGCUCCUGUCAAACCUGAGGAGACUUAGCUGAGCACCUAUAAAACUGAGCAAUAGUCGUAACCCACCCAUAAUGGAGCAAGAGGGAAAAAGAAAAAGAAGCCUUCUCUGUCUGCUGAUCUAAUCUCAUGUGCGU
This is a messenger RNA of Humulus lupulus (European hop), 788 nucleotides long. Its product is annotated as protein SUPPRESSOR OF GENE SILENCING 3-like. Lineage: Eukaryota; Viridiplantae; Streptophyta; Magnoliopsida; Rosales; Cannabaceae. Bases 17 to 682 code for a protein of 221 amino acids. The transcript is spliced from 2 exons. The record is from RefSeq and is a predicted model, not a curated record. Gene Ontology annotation, biological process: regulatory ncRNA-mediated gene silencing.